CUCACUUAGUCAACAAGCUUUACUAUUGAAGGACUGGGCUGCUUUUUUGCUGGUGCAAUGGGAGGCGGGCUAGGCGUAACCUCAUUCAGUAACGCAAUAGGAGCUCUUGGCUUGACGAGGGUAGCCUGCCGAAAUCUCAUCUACGUAGCGUCGGCCAUCAUGAUACUUUGCGGUAUCGUGCCAAAGUUUGGGGCCGUGAUUAACACGAUGCCCGUGCCGGUUACGGGCGGCAUCUUCUGCCUCGGUAUGGCUCUCGUCACGGGCGUCGGCCUCAGCAACCUGCAGUACAUAGAUUGGCAUUCGUCACGCAACAUCACCAUACUCGGCUUGAGCAUGCUGCUCGGUGUCAUGAUGCCCGAGUUCAUAAAGACUACCCCAGAUGCAAUCAACACGGGAAUCCGAGUGAUAGAUGAGGUGGCAACUCUACUUCUAUCAAUGGGCUUCUUCAUAGGGGGCAUGACAGGAUUUAUACUGGACAACACGGUGCCAGGAACACCGCUGGAGAGAGGCAUCAUAUAUUUCACGAGUGCCGAGCACAGCACGUUCCACGCGUCGAAGCUCGCCACGUACGACAUUCCGUACGUGACCGGCUACCUGGACAGGCUAGCCAUCAGCAGAUACAUCCCACUCUUUCCACAGUUCGGACAGGAGCGACGCGCACGCCACGACGCUGCCGACAACAAACAUCCGACAUCGGACAAGUGUGACACAGGCGGGCUAUAACAACUCGGAUGUAACAGAGCCUGCUAAUUACUUGAAAAUAAAAAGAAUAUAGCCGAGUUGAUAUAUAUA
Messenger RNA from Priapulus caudatus, 792 nucleotides. Its product is annotated as solute carrier family 23 member 1-like. Lineage: Eukaryota; Metazoa; Priapulida; Priapulimorpha; Priapulimorphida; Priapulidae. The record is from RefSeq and is a predicted model, not a curated record. Gene Ontology annotation, molecular function: transmembrane transporter activity. Gene Ontology annotation, biological process: transmembrane transport. The coding region runs from base 58 to 723 and encodes 221 amino acids. Gene Ontology annotation, cellular component: membrane. The transcript is spliced from 5 exons.